Mugil cephalus (flathead mullet) is the source of this 1122-nucleotide messenger RNA. RefSeq names its product tetratricopeptide repeat domain 1 (gene ttc1). The transcript has 8 exons. Gene Ontology annotation, molecular function: protein binding. The coding region runs from base 146 to 1051 and encodes 301 amino acids. The record is from RefSeq and is a predicted model, not a curated record. NCBI's taxonomy places the organism in Eukaryota, Metazoa, Chordata, Actinopteri, Mugiliformes, Mugilidae.
UUUUUUGAUCAGGCGAUGGUUAAUAAUGUUUAGUAGUGACCCGGAAGUGGAUUUUCUACCAACAGCAGCAGCAGAAGAAGAAGCGCGUCCUUCCAGGAAGUAACGUCAGAAUGCUGAGCAGGCUCGAGGCGUCCAGAGCUUCAAGAUGAGCAACUGGAGAAAAGACAAAGAGGAGGACGACUACUAUGACUGCCAAGAGAGUCUGGAGGAGGAGGAGAAAGAGGAGGAGAAAGAGGAGGAGGAGAUGAAGAUGAAGAUGAAGAUGAAGAAGGAGAGUGGACAGGACACGACAGAGUCUGAGGACUUUUAUAUAAAGACAAACAGACUGAGUGACAACAGAGACACAGAGAGAGAGACAGGAGGAGGAGGAGGAGGAGAUGAAGGAGGAGGACAAGAGGAGGAAGAGGAGGAAGUGAAGGAGGAGGUUGACCAGGGAGUGGAGUUUGAUGACGAUUAUCUGAGGGAGGUGGAGAAGGAGCUGACGGAGGAGGAGAAAGAGAGUCGACGGCAGCAGAGUUUCACUCUGAAAGAAACUGGAAACAGUCACUUUAAAGCUGGAGACUGGACCGAGGCUGAGCGGAGCUACACCGAGGCCCUGGUCCUGUGUCCUGUUGGUUUCAGUCGAGAUCGAGCUGUGCUGUUCUCCAACAGAGCUGCUGCCCGAUUGCACCUGGACCUGAAGGAUCAGGCCAUUUCAGACUGCAGCAGAGCGAUAGAACUGGAUGCAAACUACCUGCGGGCGUGGCUGAGGAGGGCGGAGCUUUACGAGCAGACGGAGAAACUGGACGAGGCUCUGGAGGACUACAAAAAGGUCCUGGAACAAGAUCCGAACCACAGCGGGGCCAGGCAGGCCAGCAUGAGGUUACCUCAGCAGAUUCAGGAGAGGAACGAGAAGCUGAAGGAGGAGAUGAUUAGUAAACUGAAGGACCUGGGGAACAUGAUCCUGAGGCCUUUUGGACUCUCCACCAGUAACUUCCAGGUGAACCAGGACAGAGACAGCGGCUCCUACUCAGUCAACUUCGUCCAGAACCCCGGCAACAACAACAGAUGAUGACAUCAUUGUGAUGUCACCUAUUUACCCGUCUACUGCUCAACCAAUAAACACACAUCUGAUCCCUGGAA